Messenger RNA from Danio aesculapii, 1010 nucleotides. It is a transcript of the gene dicp2.2, whose product is annotated as diverse immunoglobulin domain-containing protein 2.2. The transcript is spliced from 8 exons. The record is from RefSeq and is a predicted model, not a curated record. Bases 18 to 1010 code for a protein of 330 amino acids. Gene Ontology annotation, molecular function: protein tyrosine kinase binding; MHC class II protein binding. Gene Ontology annotation, cellular component: external side of plasma membrane; membrane raft. NCBI's taxonomy places the organism in Eukaryota, Metazoa, Chordata, Actinopteri, Cypriniformes, Danionidae. Gene Ontology annotation, biological process: positive regulation of ERK1 and ERK2 cascade; T cell activation; interleukin-15-mediated signaling pathway.
ACAAGUGCCAAAUAGACAUGCUGGGACUGAUCAUUUUCUGCUCAAUUCUCAAAGAAACCAGUGGACAGAAAAUUAUCCACGUGUUCAGUAGUGAUGCUGAGAAUGCUAUUCUGCCCUGUUAUGAUGCUGCUGCGGACUGCACAUCAACCACAUGGGGAUAUUAUAGCAAUAGAGGAUCACCAGGAAUUGAACUGUUUAAUAAUGGAAAGAUACACGACAGAAAGAAACAUAACAGACUGAGUCUGGGCUCUGACUGCUCUCUGAACAUCUAUAAAACCACAACUGAAGAUCUUGGAAUUUAUACCUGUUGGCUUGGGGUUGAAGAGACACAAACAACUGAUGGCAAUGUUUAUCUUCAUGUUCUUCAGGUCUCUCCACCAUCUUCACAGACACAGAUUAGACCAGGCAGCUCUGUCACUCUCUCUUGUCAGUUAUAUUUCUACUAUGAACAUUCUUGUGAAACUUUGCUCAGUAGUGAGGGACUUCAGCUCGUCUGGGUGAAUGAGUUUGGUGUGAAUCUGCAAACAGACUCCAGAUUUCAGAUCUCAUCCUCUUUAAAACACUGUAACAUCAGUCUGACUACAACACUCCUGAAUGAAGACGUCAACACAGAAUGGAGAUGCCAGAUUACUGAAGGAUCUGAAGUAAAGACCUCGGUCAGCUAUACUGUCUCAUACCUGGCCUCUACUCCAGCACCUGUAAAUACAACACAAGUGAUUUCUGCUGUAACUGCUGCUGUUGCUGCUCUAUUUGUCCUUAUUGUUCUUGGGUUGAUCUUUAAAUAUCGAGCAGGUAGGAAGGCAGAUCAUGCAGUGGUGAUCAGCAAUUUCACACCAGUGACCCCAGCUGCUGCUGAUAUCAAUGGGAAGAUGACGUGUGGGCAGAUGACUGAGGAUGUGGCUUAUGCUGAGGUCAUUACUUCCAGUAAUUUGUUUAAAGAAAUACGCAAUGUUCAGUCUGAUGAUAAAGUCACAUAUGUUGCCAUCAGAGGAGGUUUGACGCCAAGCUGA